Astyanax mexicanus (Mexican tetra) is the source of this 2119-nucleotide messenger RNA. It is a transcript of the gene cep43, whose product is annotated as centrosomal protein 43. Gene Ontology annotation, biological process: microtubule anchoring. NCBI's taxonomy places the organism in Eukaryota, Metazoa, Chordata, Actinopteri, Characiformes, Acestrorhamphidae. The transcript has 22 exons. The coding region runs from base 199 to 2019 and encodes 606 amino acids. The record is from RefSeq and is a predicted model, not a curated record. Gene Ontology annotation, molecular function: calcium ion binding; protein binding. Gene Ontology annotation, cellular component: centrosome.
ACCUUCUUCCGGGGUAGGAGAGGAGGAGUAGGAAAGGAGGGGUAGGAGAGGAGGAGUAGCAAAAGUUUCUGGACGCAGCCAUAGAUUCUGGGGCAGAUUACAGCGGAAGUAGGGGUCAAACUUGGUGAUUUAAUUAACUUGCGUUAACGUUGACAGCCCUAAGCAGGUUGACUCCUCCAAUAUGGCGGCCACGAUGACAUGACAGGAGGCAGGCUCUGCGGCGUCGUCACACAUACUACCGGCCGGUUCACCUCAGCUGUAAUGAAGACAGUCCGCCGGCAGAGGGCGCCGCGUGGUCACAUGACAGUGGGGUUGAAGAUGUCUGCCACGGAGGAGGACACGGAGCUGAGAGACCUCCUGAUCCAGAACCUGGAAAACAACGGCGUUUUAAACAAGAUUAAGGCUGAGCUUCGAGCUGCGGUGUUUCUGGCUUUAGAAGAGCAGGAUAAAGUGGAGAAUAAAACCCCACUUGUAAAUGAAAAUCUAAAGAAGUGUCUGAACACUAAAGAUGGACGCCUUGUGGCCAGUUUAAUCACCGACUUCCUACAAGUCUUUAAUUUAGACUUCACUCUUGCAGUCUUUCAGCCAGAAAUUAACACGUUAAAUGGGCUCGAUGGUAGGGAAAGUUUGUUCAGAGAGCUCGGCCUCUCGGAAUCAGAAGGGAAUAAGAGCACUCCUCUCCUCCUUGAGGUAAUAAAGAGGGGCCGUCAUAAGGACAGAGCUUCCAUCUUUUCUGAGGGAGAUCGAGUAAUGCACAUUCCCAAGGAGCUGUCUCCUCGUCAGAUCGCUGAAGCACGAAAAAAAUAUGACUCCAGAGACAAAGACAGAAGUGGUGGAAUAAGCAAAGAAGAAGUGAUUGGUGUUUUCUCAGAUCUUUUUCCCACUUUCAGCAGAGGCAUGCUGGAACGAUAUGUUACAGAUGAACUCGAGGCCAAAGAUAAAGACAGAAAUAGUUCUAUAGAUUUUCAAGAUUUCUUGGGAAUGUACAAACGAUUAUUCAUUCAGUGCAGAAGUGUGGUUGUCAGUGAUGGUAGCGAUACGGUUCCCUCCUUGGGUAAGAUUAUCGAUGACAGGAUCAGUUCAUCACCUACCAGCAAGAUACCCAGGUAUAAGGGAUUUAUAAAGCCCAUUGCAGAACAGGAACAGCCUCCUGGGUCCCAGGCUGGAGAGCUGUCACUGAAUCAUAGUGAGCCACUGGGUUCCCAGAAGAGCAGAGCUUUUGUGCAGCAGGUACCCAGUAUAACCAGCGAGGUGCUUGCAGCCAGCAGGAAAGACCCCACGGCCAUGAGGAGACCACUGGACUUGGGCCUGGAGGACGACGAUGAGGAAGGAGAUUCUUUCUUUGACGACCCGCUUCCAAAGCCUCAGAAGACUUAUGGCUGUUUACCCUCUACAAGAGAUAAGCCUUACUCAGGGCUUUACUCGGAUCUUUCUCAAAAGAGCUCUAGUCAGAAAGAGAGUCAGCACCUGCAGAGGGAGGAGAGCCUGGCAGGGCCGUCCUUCUCCCAAAUAAGGAGGGGUACUAGCCUCAAUGAUCUGUCUGCUAUUGGCAGCGACACUGAGGGUGAUGGAGACGACGUGUUCUCAGGCCACGAGAACAAGCGCAGCCCUGACUCUGAGCCCAGGAGAGCAGAUUCCACAAAAGUCGCUGGAAAAACUCCCUCCUCCUUAUCAGACAUCCCUCUGUUGAAAAGUGGGGGCGGAUCCCUCUCUGCAGAAAACAGCCAAAGAGACCCUGUCUCCAGUAAAAGUGGUACGUCUUAUUCCAAAGAAAAGGGUCUUCAGGAUUUUAAAGAGAAAACGGCUUCUCCUCUUCCAGAUGAAGACCUCGACUAUGACGACGACUUUAACAGCCAUCGAUCAGAUAACUCUAAGAGCGAGGUGAGCAUCGGUGAAGAGAUUGAGGAAGUCUCCAUCGAGGGACCUGAUUUCAGCGACAAGCUGGACGAGAUCACUCAGGACCUGAGUUUGUCUCAGCUGAGUCAAGGUGCUGCAGACUACAUGGAAGAUGUGGCGUGACUGCACGACAGCCGCUCGUGUGUUUUAUGUGUUUCGGGAUGUAAUUGUAUAAAUGAAUUGUGUCAGCAGUUCCUAUUAAAACUCUACUGUUCAGCCUCGA